CUUCCUCUCUGGUCGCAUAGGGUUUUUCUCGCUCGGCAGUGCCGCUCCGCAGUGGCCGCAAAUCAAAUGUCCGUAGAAUAGUGCGGCGGGUGUGUUGGACGUUUGAAAAUUCGAAUUCCUCGAGACGAUCGGCCGCGCGCUACUCGAGGAAGCGUGCGUGUGUUCCGCCCGUCGAGCGAUGUCCGGCGAUGUGCAGCCAAGAAAGCGAAAGGACAAGCGGCGCAAAAAAGCAGACGGGGUAUACACUAUUCAAAGGAUACGUGGUGCGAGUAUCGACGACGAAGAUACCGGGACACCACCGCCUACGUUGAUCAGUUCAGCCGACACUUCUGCGGAAAAUGUCUCGAUCCAUAUCUAUAAGGAAAGCAGCACAGGCGGCCAUUGGUGUGCUCGUAUCGUGUUCUUUGCUUUACUGGCCGUUCUCGUCGGACUGAUCGGCGUAAUAAUCUUUGAACACAGAGGGACUACGGACGUUGACACGCCACUAACAUCGUCACGCUGGGCGAGUAUAUUUGAGGGCUGGGUAGAUGAUUCACUACUUAGCCAUGCUGACGAAUCGCACGGUCAGGACGAAGCGGCGGAAGCAAGCGAGGAAGCCUUAGAGGAGGGGACAAAAGAGGAACAUGACGAGGAAGAAUCUGCAGAAGCUGAGAAGGAAGAGGAAGAAGGUAAAGAAGGAAGUAUAAAACAGGAUGAGGAAGAUGAAGGAAUCGGAGAAGAAGAGGAAGAAGAGGAGGAGGAGGAGGAAGAGGAAGAAGAAGUGGCUGAGGGAGCAGAAAGAAGAGACGUAGAAGAAGAAGACGAAGAAGAAGGGAGCGAACAAGAAGGAGAAGAAGAAGAAGACGAAGAGGAGGCAGACGAGGACAAUGCGGAAUCUGAGGAGGCAGUAGAUGACAAAGACAGCAAAGAGGAUCAAGAGGAAGACGAAGGUAUCGACGAAGGGGACGCCGAUGAGGAUGAAGACGAUGACGCACAGCGAGAGUUCGAUGAUAAUGGUAUACUGGAAGAGGUUGAUGAUACAGAUGAGAAUGACGACGCGGAUGAGGAAGAUGAUACACCGGACAAUUUCGAUGCGGAACUUGACGCCAGUACUGAAGACGACAGCUUGGAGGAGAAGGAUAACGAUGAGGACUCUGAGGAAUUCACGGGCAUACCUGGUGUUAAUGAUAUCGACGACAAUAGCGCCGAGCCUCUGGAAGAGAUAGAAAGCGAAGAAUCUGAAGAUGUAAAUGACGGAGACAGUGAGCCUGAGGAGGAGGAGGAGAUCGAGGAAGAAUCUGCCAGCGUGGCUGUGAAGUUCGGGGUCGGUGUCGCGCUUGUCGUUGCUGCACAUUUCGUUCUUGUUAGACGGUGGAACAACGUCGACAUUCCUCCGCGGGAUACAGAUGACACGCCUGACUUUGCAAGACGCAACACGAUAGUUCCACCUCCUCACAUUAAACAACUGAUCAAAUCAGCCGAAAACGUUGAAAGUAAAGUACGUGCGCAAGCGCAAGCAGAAAGUUACGAAGCUUUAAGAUCCAAGUACAGUAAUCUGCAAGAAGAAGAUAUUCCAAUCGACAUAGGGAAACUAAUCCCACAAGGUGGAGCGAAAGAGAAAGAUACACGGUCGACCAAAGAAGAAAUUGGUGCAAAUCGGGAUCAACCUAAAGCAGUAUCAUCCGAAGAGGAGGAGGAGGAAGAAGACGAUUAUGAAGGCGAGGAAUUAGAGACAUCAGAAGGUGAGCAUGUUUCUGGUGCGGAAGAGUACGAGGAAGAACAGGCAGAAGAAGAGGAAGAAGAGGAAGAGGAAGAGGAAGAUGAAGAAAUUGAAACUGUCGACGAUUCCGAGUUAAUAGCUAAGCUUGAAGCAAAGUAUGGAAAAUUACCCACCCCUCAAGAUAGCGAGGAGGAACAGGAAGAAGAAGAGGAAGAAGAGGAGGAGGGGGAAGAAGAAGAAGAAGAAGAGGGAAAUGACGAAUUGCCAGAAUGGAAACGUGCUAAAAUGCCGAAGGACCCUCGCCUCCAGUCUCAAACGAGAAAACCUACUCAACAAUCGACAGGAAUAAGAAGAAAAGAAGCAGAUACUAGCGGAGCCAAAAGCGAAGGAAGAGCUUAUAAUUUUAACAACGUGUCGAGUGCUGAUGACGUAACUGUUCAUGAAGAAAAUGAUUCUGUGGUGCUCCAAGUUGGAGAAUUUCUCGAUUAGAAUAUAUGCGUUCCUGUAAGAUAAUUUUGAUAUAAACUUACUUGUUUUCUCAAGCACAGAGAGAUGUCACUGUCUUCUCUAUAAACAAUCCUACGUUUGUAUCGUUAUUAAUCGUUAUUAACUUAAAUUUAUAUCGUUAUUAACACGAUGUAUGAUUUGCAGUUUUCAAAUGUUAGAGUAUCGAUCAGUGUCAUGUAUAUAGGAAAAUGAUAAUCUCUUCAUUCGUCUCUUAUUCUUCGUGUAUAAUUUAUUAUCUAACUGCUUCUACUUUUUUUUGUUUGUUGUACAUAAGGUUAUCUCGACUUGAAAUGUUUUAACUUUGUUAAGGUCUAACCACUGACAUACAACAUAUAUAAAAAUGGUACACCAAAGACAUUAGAUCUUUACAAAAGUGACUGAUGUAGUAUUAAAAUCAAACGAAUUUGGAGGGAAAAAAAAAAAAGAGAUAAAAGAUAUCUCUUUUACGUCGUAAUUAUUUAAAAAUCAAUAAAUUACGAAAAUGUAGCAAGAAAAA
This is a messenger RNA of Harpegnathos saltator (Jerdon's jumping ant), 2702 nucleotides long. Its product is annotated as glutamic acid-rich protein. Gene Ontology annotation, biological process: peptidyl-aspartic acid hydroxylation. Gene Ontology annotation, cellular component: endoplasmic reticulum. The transcript is spliced from 10 exons. Gene Ontology annotation, molecular function: peptidyl-aspartic acid 3-dioxygenase activity. The record is from RefSeq and is a predicted model, not a curated record. The coding region runs from base 179 to 2188 and encodes 669 amino acids. NCBI's taxonomy places the organism in Eukaryota, Metazoa, Arthropoda, Insecta, Hymenoptera, Formicidae.